AAUUGACACCGAACGGUGAGGUAGGCUCUUUUUCUGUUUUCGUGAAAAAUAAGCACUGAAAACAGACACAAUUCGUUACAAAUUACUAUCACAAUUAUUUUUGAUGCCUAUAAUUUACUGAGGCGUACAGCGCAGGGGUGUAUCGGCGCACAGUGACCAACAGCGAUGGUAAUGGAGGCGUCCCCGUCCCCGCAGAGCGUCGGCCGCGAGUUUGUCCGCCAGUACUACACGUUGCUCAACAAGGCGCCCGCCCAUCUGCACAGAUUUUACAACAACUACUCGUCGUUCGUGCACGGCGGGCUGGACGCGCCCAACCGCGAGACCUUGCCCGUGGUCGGCCAGAAGCAGAUCCACAACCGCAUCCAGCAGCUCAACUUCCGCGACUGCCAUGCUAAGAUCAGCCAGGUGGACGCGCAGGCGACGCUCGGCAACGGCGUGGUGGUGCAGGUGACGGGCGAGCUGUCGAACGGCGGCGCGCCCAUGCGCCGCUUCACGCAGACCUUCGUGCUCGCCGCGCAGUCGCCCAAGAAGUACUACGUGCACAACGACAUCUUCCGCUACCAGGACAUCGUGUUCUCGGACGAGGAGGGCGAGGGCAGCGGCCGCUCGGAGGGCGAGGAGGAGGAGGGGCCGGCGGGCGGCUACUUCCCCGGCGGGUUCGCCGCGGCGCCCUUCCCCGCGCCGCCCGCGCCCCCGCACGCGCUCGUGUCGCCGCCCGCGCACCUGAGCCCCGCGCCCCCGACGGCGCCCCCGGCCGCGCCCGCCGCGCCCCCAGCUGCGCCGGCGCCCGCGCCCGCGCCGCACCUCAACGGCCACCCGCAUGAGGACCCCACGCGGCACCUCGUCGCCGCUCUGCAAGGCGCAACAGUAUCAGGCGGUGCGGGUGCAGCGGGUGUGAGCGCUGCGGAGGCGCAGAGCCCCGAGCUGAGCGAGCCGCAGCCCGAGCCGGAGCCCGAGCGAGAGCCUUCGCCGCCACCGCAACCUGCAGCGCCGCAAGCGCCGGCCGAGCCGAAGACGUACGCGAACCUGCUGAAGUCGGGCAGCCGCUCGUCGCCCCCCGCCCCCGCGCCCCCCGCCCCCGCCGCGCCCCCCGCGCCCCUCGACCCGCGCCCGCCCCGCCGUGACCAACGGGACUCGCGGGACGGGCGGGACGGGCGCGAGUCGCGGCGCUACUCGGACUCGCAGCAGCUGUUCCUGGGCAACCUGCCGCACUCGGCCACGGAGGAGGAGCUGCGCGCGCUGUUCGGCCGCUUCGGGCCCGUGGCCGAGCUGCGCGUGCACAGCAAGCCGGCCGCGCCCGGCGCCCCAAGACACCCCAACUACGGGUUCAUCACCUACGAGACGCCGCAGGCCGCCGCCGAGUGCCUCAACGCCGCGCCGCUGUUCUACCCGGCGGAGAGCGGCGAAGGGUGUGAGCGCGUGAAGCUGAACGUGGAGGAGAAGAAGGCGCGCCGCGGGGAGGCGCCGCGCCGCCGCCCGCCCUCCGCGCACCGCGCCGCCCCGCGCCAGCCCUACCGCCGCUAGCCCGCACCCCCGUGGCAGGCGCCGGCGUGGCCCCCCGCCCCCGCCCCCCGCCCC
Molecule: messenger RNA, 1578 nt
Organism: Colias croceus (clouded yellow)
Lineage: Eukaryota; Metazoa; Arthropoda; Insecta; Lepidoptera; Pieridae
Gene: rin
Product: ras GTPase-activating protein-binding protein 2
Exons: 9
Coding region: 166-1524 (452 amino acids)
Cellular component (GO): cytosol; ribonucleoprotein complex
Molecular function (GO): mRNA binding
Source: RefSeq, a predicted model, not a curated record